Molecule: messenger RNA, 423 nt
Organism: Priceomyces carsonii
Lineage: Eukaryota; Fungi; Ascomycota; Pichiomycetes; Serinales; Debaryomycetaceae
Product: mitochondrial 37S ribosomal protein uS13m
Exons: 1
Coding region: 1-423 (140 amino acids)
Biological process (GO): translation
Cellular component (GO): small ribosomal subunit; mitochondrion; ribosome
Molecular function (GO): RNA binding; structural constituent of ribosome
Source: RefSeq, a predicted model, not a curated record
AUGGGUGUACAUAUAUUUGGUAAAGCUAUCAAACAUAAUGCUCUUGUGAGGGUAAGUGAGCUUAACCACCUACGUUUUCAAUUAUUUCUGAUACUAACUUUGUUAAAGAUUGGAUUAGCGAAAAAGAUUUUUGGAGUAGGAUAUGAAACAGCUGAAAAAAUUUGUGCUAAGGUGGGUAUUUACCCUCAAAUGAGAAUGAAUCAGUUGUCAGAGCAACAAGUAAUGGCAAUAAAUAAGGAGCUCUCUGAUCUAUUAAUUGAGGGACAUUUGAAGCAGAAAAUUUUGGAUGAUAUUAAAUUGAAACGUUCGAUAGGAUCAUACGCUGGUUCAAGACACGCGGCGGGAUUACCUGUGCGUGGACAGAGAACUAGAAACAACUCAUCUACUGCAAAGAGACUAAAUAAAUUAGACCGGUAUCUUUAA